Messenger RNA from Polypterus senegalus (gray bichir), 2127 nucleotides. It is a transcript of the gene mocs3, whose product is annotated as molybdenum cofactor synthesis 3. The transcript is spliced from 13 exons. NCBI's taxonomy places the organism in Eukaryota, Metazoa, Chordata, Cladistia, Polypteriformes, Polypteridae. Bases 171 to 1553 code for a protein of 460 amino acids. The record is from RefSeq and is a predicted model, not a curated record. Gene Ontology annotation, cellular component: cytoplasm; cytosol. Gene Ontology annotation, biological process: tRNA wobble position uridine thiolation; protein urmylation. Gene Ontology annotation, molecular function: thiosulfate-cyanide sulfurtransferase activity; URM1 activating enzyme activity; adenylyltransferase activity.
GCUAACGAAACAGCUACUACGGUGGCCGAGAAGUAUCAACCGAACACGUGAUUGAGAGAACUGCAUGUGUGAAGCACAGCUUGUCUACAGAGGCAGGUUGAUGCCGUUUUCAGCAGGUUUUAAAGCAUUACUUCCACUGAACUUUUAAGUGAACUUUUUACGAAACGGUCAUGGAACAGGAUGUCGCGCGAAUCAUAGCGGAAUUAACUGCAAAAGAAAAAGAAGUCGCGGAUCUGAAGGCAAAGCUUGAAAGUCUUCAGAAGGAUUCACACACCACAGCCUCUUUGCAUCCCAUGAAGGAUAUUUCAUCAACACUAGAUCAUCUUCGUAAAAAGGCUUCACUUAACAAUGACGAGAUUAUGAGAUAUAGUAGACAGCUUCUUCUCCCAGAGUUUGGAGUCAAAGGCCAGGUAAAUCUGUUGAAGACAUCUGUCCUUAUUGUUGGUUGUGGGGGUCUAGGUUGCCCAGUGGCACAAUACCUCGCCUCAGCAGGCAUUGGCCGUUUGGGACUCCUUGACUAUGACACAGUGGAACUCAGUAACCUGCAUCGACAGGUCCUACAUGGGGAAAAUAGGAUAGGCUGGCCAAAGGCUUUUUCUGCUGCAGAAUCUCUCAAAAGGCUGAACUCAACAGUAGAAUGUAUACCAUAUCAUGUGCAGCUUACACCUGAAAAUGCCAUGCAGCUUAUUCAGCAGUAUGACAUUGUGGCUGACUGCUCAGACAAUGUCCCAACCCGAUACCUUGUAAAUGAUGCUUGUGUCCUUUCUGGUAAACCUUUGGUUUCUGCCAGUGCUCUGAGGUUAGAGGGCCAGCUUACUGUAUACAACUACAAAGGGGGUCCAUGUUAUAGAUGUCUAUAUGCAAAACCACCUCCACCAGAAACUGUCACUAGUUGCUCCGAUGGAGGAGUUCUUGGUGUUGUUCCAGGAAUUAUGGGAUGCUUUCAAGCCCUGGAAAUCCUCAAGAUCGCUUCAGGAAAAGAUUCCUCAUACCACCAACAGAUGCUACUGUUUGAUGCUCUAGAAGGCCGAUUCCGCACAAUCCGACUGAGACCAAAGCAAAAUGGAUGUGUAGUAUGCGGAGAAGAACCAACAGUCCAAAGUCUUGUUAAUUAUGAACAAUUCUGUGGCUCAACAGCUACUGACAAGUGCAGAAGAUUGUCUCUGCUGACAAGUGAUAAAAGAAUAGCCGUCCAGGAGUAUAAACGGAUUCUGGAUGACAAGAUCCCACACUUACUCCUUGAUGUUCGUCCAUUAGUAGAGUUUAACAUCUGCUGUCUGUCAUUUUCUAUAAAUAUUCCUCUUUCAAAUCUGGAGCAUUGUAAACCUGAGGAUAUUGCUCUGUUGAAAGAAAAAAUGAGGGAAUAUAAAAGAAACCUACAGUCUCCUGUGCAAGUGUAUGUUGUUUGCAAGAAUGGAAAUGAUUCACAGAAGGCAGUAUGCGUUUUACAGAAAAUGUCAGGCUCUGAACUAGAUUCCUUAGAGGCCAAAGAUAUCCAAGGAGGACUAAUGGCUUGGGCAGAGAAGAUUGAUACAAAGUUUCCACAAUAUUAACGAUUAAUUGUUGGAAAGGGAAAAAAAUAAAUAGUAAAGUAUACAUAUGUAUGUCUAACUGGUAUGAAUUUUUUUAUUAGUCAUUUGUAAUUUUAAACAUUUUCUGUUGAUAAUAAGAUUCCUUUUUUGCCAUUAUGCUUGUUUUUAAUGUAACUUCAAUGACACAAAAAAUGUUCCUUAGCAACUGUCAAUAUUUGCACACUCUUAUCUCCAGCUGGACAUAUUAUGUAUUGAUUAGAGAGGUUUUUACUGGUAUUGUUUAAAAUUUGAUCUACUAGACUAUUUUUUUUGCACUGACUUCAAACCUUAAAAAGAAAAUUUGUUAUUUACAAUCAUGUAAGGUUAAUUAUACUUCAGUACAGCUCUUAGUGUAUCAUAUUUAGCAGGCUCUGACAUUAUUUUUAAUAUAGCCAUAUUUUAUACUGAUAUUUUGGUUUCCUAUCUUUCUCCAAAGAUUUUUUGUCUCUAUUUUCUGAAAUGAGCUCAUGUUCACUGCAUAAAAGAAUUGAAACAUCUAUAUCAUGAACGUUCUGCAUGAUCCUCUAGUCUAAAAUAAAGAUAUGUGCAGAAGAAA